Messenger RNA from Fusarium falciforme, 1275 nucleotides. Its product is annotated as Chitinase. The record is from RefSeq and is a predicted model, not a curated record. The transcript has a single exon. The coding region runs from base 1 to 1275 and encodes 424 amino acids. Gene Ontology annotation, molecular function: chitin binding. Lineage: Eukaryota; Fungi; Ascomycota; Sordariomycetes; Hypocreales; Nectriaceae. Gene Ontology annotation, biological process: carbohydrate metabolic process.
AUGUUGGCUUCUUUCACUUCUAUCGUCGGCCGUCUGGCCCUGAUUCUCGGCCUUUUACUCAACCUUGUCCUCGCUCAGUGCGGUCCUGACAAUGGUGGAGCCCGCUGCCCUUUGAACACUUGUUGUUCCUCAUCGGGAUACUGCGGAACAUCGGAUAUCUACUGCGGAGACGGCUGUCAGUCAGAGUACGGGAGCUGUUCUAUACCUACAGUCCCUUCUUGCUCUACCAGCCGUAAUUCUUGCUUUACCGGCGGUAAGUCGGCGACCAACGGCCGCCGCGUUGGAUACUGGCGGGUGAAGCAGGCAUGGGACCGGUCUUGCAAUGUCGUUCUUCCUUCCCAGAUCCAGACCAAAGGGUUAACCCAUCUGAUCUUGGCGUUUGCCCAUUUCGACUCAAAGAGUUUCGCAGUGGGCGCUGAAGACCCCAAAGACGUCCCCUAUUAUACGCAGUUCACCGCUUUGCAGAGCAGCUCACUGCAAACGUGGAUUAGCAUAGGUGGCGGCAGCUUCUCUAGCAAAUCUUGGUCUUCCAUGGUGGCUUCAUCGACCUCCCGAUCCGCCUUCAUCUCGUCUCUCAAGUCCUUCAUGGAGACCAAUUCCUUCCAAGGUGUCGACCUGGACUGGGAAUUUCCAGCAGCUUCAACCGCCGAUGGAGAUAACUUUGUCUCCCUCGUCCGGGAGCUCCGAGCCGCCUUCGGAAACGCUUAUGGCAUCUCAGUGCCACUGCCAUCGGACUGGGGUAGCCUCCAGGGCUUCAACCCUGCCGGUAUGGGCAAAUAUGUCGACUUCUUCAACUACAUGGCCUACGAUUUGCACGGCUGGGGGGUUGAUGCCGAGCCAACAAAGAAUGUUGUCACCUACCAGGCCAGCAUACUAGAUAUCGCCACCAAUCUUAUGCCGCUGUGGGCGAACCAGACCAAUGCGUCGCAGAUCAACCUUGGAAUCCCCCUAUACGGCCGCGGCUAUACCCUCUCCUCCCCUGAUUGCAAAACCGCUGGAUGUGCUGCGUCGGGGCCCAGCGAACCGGGUUCUUGUCUCGCAGAUCCGACAGGUGUCAUGGUGCUAAGUGAUAUCAAAACGGCCAUAUCGGCCAACGAUGCCACCGUUGAGCUUGACAGAACCGCCAUGCAGAAGUAUGCGACCUGGGGAAGUGAUCAGUGGAUAGCCUAUGACGACGGUGAUACGUUGGCACUGAAGAUGGCAUGGGCCGAUGGAUUGUGCAUGGGCGGCGCUAUGUUCUGGACGCUCGAUAACGAUGGCGGUGGAUGGGAGUAA